Lactuca sativa (garden lettuce) is the source of this 1862-nucleotide messenger RNA. Its product is annotated as F-box protein At1g30200. Gene Ontology annotation, molecular function: protein binding. The record is from RefSeq and is a predicted model, not a curated record. Lineage: Eukaryota; Viridiplantae; Streptophyta; Magnoliopsida; Asterales; Asteraceae.
AACUCACUAUAAAAGACGAGGACGAUUAGGGUUUCAGCAACCUUUAUCAUUAUCUGAACAAUGAAGAAGAAGAAAAUCGUGAAAUCACGCAAAAAAGAUGCAGAUGCUUCUUUAUUCAGUCGUUUACCAGACGAAAUCAUCCUCCAAAUUGUAAACAAAUUAAUCGAUUUGAAAACCCUUUGUUUUUGCUAUCUCGUUUCCAAACGUUUCUCCUCGAUUGUACUUCAAGUCGAUACCAUUUCAUUCACUGCUCCUUUAGACCCUAACAUUCCCGACAAGAACACCAUCAGUGAUGUCGACCCAAGUAGGCCGAAUCCGCCUAAACUUUCUUCGUUUUUUGGUGAGUCCUUUCUAUCUGCCAAUGGGUUUUUGAACACGUUUACAGGGGUGAAGUCCUUAUAUAUCGAAUUUCCAUCUUUCGGUCACAGAGAUAUUGAUAAUAAUUGUUUGUUCAAGUGGAAGGUUAAGUUGGGGCACAAAGCUCUAUCGUUUAUAUUUCUGUCGCCGAGUUCAAUUUGUGAUAAGAAUGGAUUGUAUCUUAAUGGAAAUGUGGGUGAAGAAGAAGACCUCGAAUUACUCAGUGAUUUACUUAAGAAGAAGCUUGCCAUUUCGUUUCAGUGUCUGCAGGAUGUGAUAGCGUGGAAUGUGAUGUUGUUGCACCUCCUUAAUAAUCUACCAACGUUGGAACAGGUAUCAAUUACUGAUUCAGGGAGAAGAGGGAGGCUUUCUCUGAGUGGGAAAAAACUCAGUGAGGUGAAGGAAUGGGUACAUUCAGCUUCGGAAAUUGUGUUUGAUCGUGUAGAGGUUCCUGAUAUGGUGAGUAAGUGUUACAUUCCUGUUUUGACAUUGCCAGUUUCAGGGUAUGUGAUGAAGGGGGUAUUUUGUGCUCUAAUGGAGAUGAAAGAUCUACAUGGUGAAAAUGAUGGACUUUUGGAUAGUGAAGAUGGUUUUGAAGAUAAAGAAGAGGCUGCAUAUAUUGAAGCUAUGAAGGAGGUUUUGGAGAAGGAUACUGGCAUGAUGCAGAGGUUUAUGUAGUAUGAAUCAGGUCCAUAUAUACUCUGAACUUCAAUAUUCUUGUAAGGGACUUAAGCAGGCUCAAGUAACAAGUAACAUGGGAUAAUAUUUGCUAGAAGAUGGAACGAUUCUGUAAAAGAUAUAUAGGGUUUCUUGAAGAGUAUAUUUCCCUGGAAAGAUAGCUAACAUGUAUUAGUGUGUGUGUGUGUGUGUGUGUGUUAUAAAUCUAUCUUCAUUAGCCAUAAAGUCAUCCGGAGAUUGAGUCGUUAGCUUGCCCCAUGUGCCUUGCACAUGAGGGCAUUUUGGUCAUUUACCCUUGGACUUCUCAAGACAUCAUCUUCUUCACCCAAAACAACACCAUUCACCCACCUUUAUUCCCUUUGACCUAACCCUUCUCCAUCCAUCACAAUUCCCACCUUCUAUCAUAAACUCAUCCUGAUUCCUAAUCUCUACUAUGACAAGGUAUCAUUUAUCUGCUUGUUUUGUUUGGAGUUACAUAUAUUGCCAUUUGUUUAUUAAUCACCAAAUUAAUUGUGGAAAGAGAAUAUGGUUUCACGUUACUAUUCAUCAACCCAGUCUCCUUUAAAAUCAUGCACAAUCAUCGUUUGUUCUUAUAUGUAUCCGUGGAUCUGAAAAUUAUUCACUAUUGAUGUGUCGGUUGAAAUUAUAUAUAAUUACCUGUAUUCGAUUGUUGCUCUUGCAAGAUUCAUACCGAGUAGCUGUGUUUUUAGGGUUUUCUUGGUGUUUGUCAUUUGAAGUUGUUUCUCUAGAUUUUUGAAGUUGUUUCUCUGGACUUGAAGUUGUAAUUUGAAAUUUGUUUAUGUUAAUGAUUUAUUGAUGUUGUUAAA